CCACAGGUUGGGUUUGAGAGCCGUGUGAUGGGUGACUAUCUAGCACGGUUCAGAGAGCACGUGUAUGUAGUCUGCGCUGGUGAAUGGAAGCCCCCGCCGCAAAAAAGAAGCGGCUUUUCCCACGGCUCUGUCACCAUUGACUCUAUUUAUUAUUAUGGUAAAUCAUUGUAUCAAGAUGUCAAUCUUAGAUCUUAUUUCAGUUCGAUACGUCCACCUACGAGACUCACCUUUGGCUUUCGUCUCGGUAGGUGUAUUAUUCUACAUUUUCCCAAAAGGACAUUCAUUCAUUUCUUUCUUCCCCGUCGACCACUACGACUAAAACGACGCGACAAAUCAAGACCCGGAAAGGAUAAGGGCCGGUGGUGGGCAUUUGGGAAAGUCGGGCCGAUCGGGUGUCUUCAUUCAAGCGAGGGUACAGAGGAAGAACGAAACGAAGUGAGAGGCCGGGGGGCAGGGAAAAGAGUCGAGUCGAUCGACCGGGAGAAGCAAAACGAAAUCAGGAUUUGGCCGAAAAAGAUGCAACGUUAUGGAUACCAUGACCGAUCACCAUCGAGAAAGAAGAAUUUUUCUAAAUCACUUCGGGUGAGCGGGGCCUUCAAGCAUCCGAAAUACGCCGGGGUUGUAAAUGACAUAGCCUUCCUGAUAGAAAAUGACGACUCCUUCAUAAAAACAAAGUUAUUCAAGUUCUUUUUUUUACCAAAGAAGUCCCGCUCUGACGGCCCGACGAGUCAUCUACUAAAAAGGACCCUCCCCGCUGUGCGCCCCUCCUUGAAUUAUUCGGUCAUGCAAUACUUUUUUAAUACAAAGAACAAAAUGCAUUUCGACCCCGUCGUAGUUCUCAAUCAUUUCGUGGCACCGGGUGUGGCUGAACCAUCUACGAUGGGGGGAGCGAAGGGAGGAAGCUUAGAUAAGAGAAUACGCUCUCGCAUCGCUUUUUUUGUAGAAAGCUCGACCAGCGAUAAAAAGUGUUUGGCCCGAGCCAAAAAGAGGUUGAUCCACUUCAUUCGCCAAGCGAAUGAUCUUCGCUUCGCGGGAACAACAAAAACCACCAUCUCGCUCUUUCCUUUCUUCGGUGCUACCUUUUUUUUUUCAAGGGAUGGGGUUGGGGUGUAUAAUAACCCAUUUUAUGAGUAUGCCCGGGAACAACUCCUAGGUCAAUUAAGGAUCAAAUGUAGGAACCUCAUGGGUAAGGAUAAGGUAAUGGAAUUGAUAGAGAAAUUCAUAGACCUAGGUAGGAUAGGCAAAUUGAUAAAGGGAAUAGAGAUGAUGAUAGAGAUCAUACUGAGAAAGAGGAGAAUUCCGUACGGGUACAACUCUUAUUUGAACGAAGUGCAAAAAAUGCGAUCUUUUUUGUCUAAUAGAACAAACACUAAUACCUUAAUUGAGUCGGUAAAGAUCAAAUCAGUUUAUCAAAGUGCUUCUCUGAUUGCUCAAGACAUCUCUUUUCAACUGAGGAACAAUCCAAUCUCAUUUCGUUCCAUUUUUAGUAAAAUAGUUAAGGAUAUUCCAUUAAUAAUGCCAAAAGGGGUGGAGGGGAUACGUAUUUGUUGUUCUGGUCGAUUAGGGGGUGCGGAAAUAGCUAGAACUGAAUGCGGAAAGUAUGGAAAAACAUCUUGUAAUGUAUUUAACCAGAAAAUCGAUUAUGCUCCUGCGGAAGUAUCUACUCGUGACGGAAUUUCAGGUGUCAAAGUGCGGAUCUCAUAUAGUCAAAAUAAGAAGGGACGUGCUAUAUCCGAAACGUACGAAAUAUAGUAAAUAUAGUAAAUGCAGAUGUAGUAGGGGUCGCGAACCGGAUGGUACACAACUUGGUUUUGGAAGAUAUGGCACCAAAAGUAGUAGAGCUGGUCGUCUUUCAUAUCGAGCCAUUGAAGCAGCGCGUCGGGCUACAAUCGGACAAUUCCGUCGUGCUAUGAGCGGACAAUUCCGAAGAAAUUGUAAGAUAUGGGUAAGAGUUCUCGCAGAUCUUCCUAUUACGGGGAAACCCGCAGAAGUUCGAAUGGGAAGAGGAAAAGGAAAUCCUACGGGUUGGAUUGCUCGUGUGUCCACGGGACAAAUCCCAUUUGAAAUGGAUGGUGUGAGUUUGUCAAAUGCUCGACAAGCCGCUAGAUUAGCGGCGCAUAAACCAUGUUCGUCAACCAAGUUUGUUCAGUGGUCGUAACGUAAUUGGUUAGUGGGGAAAAACCGGGCCGGGACUCAAAAUAAUUUUACGAAGUGUUUGUUCCGGAAGUGGAAAGACAAAGAGGGAUAGGGAGCUCGCCUCCUUCUUUUUUGUAAUCGCCGAAAUGGAAAUUGUACGACGACCCUUCUUGUUCCAGGCAUACGACCCUGAGACGUGACGGUGUCACUUUUCCGGCCCGGUAAAGUGACAGUUAUAUAAAAAAGAAUAAGAAAGAGAAGCGUGAUGUUGUCAGCAAUCAAAUUAUCGUAAAUAGAUAGUAUAGUACGGUUGCGUUGUUUCAAUUUCUGUUCGUCGGUCCUUGGGUUACGAAGAAGAAGAUGCACAAAGACUCCCAUGUCUUUCUUUUGGUUGGAAAACCCAACCUGCGAUUUCAGAUAAGUCUUUCUGCUUAGAGCAAAGCAAGAAGCGGAGCUACAAUCAUGCUUUCUUAAGUAUGGAGAACAAUAUUUUACUUAGUUCAUUUGAAACGUCAGUACUACUCUGUGCUAUUUGUACUAUUAUUUUAGUAGGCACGGCCACGUGCAGAAGAUUAAGGGGGAACAGACCUCACUUGGUAAACGACCGAGGGAAGAUGAAAUUCUUGACUUACCCCAAAAGCGAAUUUGGAAACGGGGGAGUCAUCAUCCUCCGGUCAACCCGGAAGCCCCACAAAUCGAGGGGGUCCCGGAAGCCCCUCAACUAGAGGCGGGGACUCCAGUGGCUUCCCCCGUCCAAGUAGAAGAAGUGAAGCAAGAAGGACACCAGAAAUGCAGGGACAUAAUUGGAAUUCAAGAUGAAUCACGGUAAACACUUGUAGAUCUUUCAGCUACACCAUAUGACCUAAAGUGAGAAUAACUAUUCGUUCUGGUAUCACCCCUCUAAGCACCUCUUAAUGAUCCUAAUUACCUAAAAAGAGAAAAGACUGGGACCGUCUCAACUGUAGCAGGGGUAAUGUGCCCAAGAGCUCCUAUCCUAGGCUUUCCCAGGCACCUAACCUAGCCUUGACAUAGCAUUCCUGUCUACACCUCUAGGCUACGAGCAAAUAGUAUUUCUAAUACAUAAAUUAGAGUGCUUUGUUGGCUGAAAGACUAUGGAAUUAGAGAAAGAAACAGUCUCCCACUGGCAAUUCUUCACAAGUUCGAAACUUAACACGAACCCUUGAUCGCUGUAGCUGAAGUGGUAAAACAAGAAAAAUUGGUUCUUUUAGCCUUUCCUUCCCUAUUUGACUUUCCUUAUUCUAAAUGGGAAUCUUUCUUUGAAGAAAUAAGAAAGGACUACUUGGAAAGUGACACAGACACUGGUACAUCAGGAAAACCUUUAGAACUCACCGUUCAACUUGAUCUUCGCAGGAAAAAGCUUCUUCUCUAUUAGGACCUAAUAGCAAUAAAUAGACCAGCCAGGCGAGUGAGAAAGGAGGAAACAUUACUCUCUUUCUGCAAAGUCCGAGUCCCAUUUGAUGAGCCAAAAGAACCAUCUCUAUCUCUUCUUAUAUUCCAGAGAUUACUCGCUCACCUACAAUGCUUUGGGCCCAGUCUUCUCUAUGCAUGGAUGGCUUUGAAAGAAAGAUAACUAGAAUCAAUCUCUUCUCCUAGGAAAAGAAUCGGAUUUCUUCGAAGAGCUGCGAACUUGACCAGAAGAAAGGUCAGUGUAGAGAAGCUCGGUCAGUGAUAGUCUUCCCCCGACCGUAUUCUGACUAGAAAAUCUGGCUUCUAUUACAAUUACAAGUUCCGUUCCUAAUGAAACUACUCAAAUAAAAAAGUACGUGUACAAUACAGAAUUGUUAUAUGGGAAGUUUACUAUUGGAUAUAACAUGAGAAGAGCAAGCGGAGAACCUGUGCCCUUUAUCAUAGGUCAUGCUAUUUCUCUUUGGAAGAUUCAAGUGGGAAUGCUGCGCCCAACAUGGAUGUCUAUGCUAUUAUUGAGAAAAAAUGAAUCAAAAAAGCAGCAGAAUACGAGAAGGAUUUAUUUUCUGAAAGGGUGUAUACAUUAGAGUGUACCUGCUUGGUAGGCAUGAAAUCACUGACAAAGAGUUGCCUAGCUCCGAUGAAAUUGCAAGCAUAAUUUGGAAUUUAAUAGAAGCGGGCAUAGCUAGGGGUGAACCACGAGAAGUUAGAGCAAGAGCUCCGGGUAGGUAUCGUAAACAUCCUGAGUGUAUCACGGCAUUGAAGCAGAAGAAACAGAAAUGUUUUCCUUUCAUUGUAGCCGAUAUAGAGACUGUUAUACUAAAUAAUGUGCUUGUACCUUAUGCUGCGGGGCUCUUAGUGGUGAAUCCGGGGGAUGAUGUGGCUGCCAUGGAUGAUCAAAUAGACACAUAUUUUUUUGAAGAUUACAAUUUGAUAAUACCUUCCCUUGAAGAAAGGAGUACUAAAAUGUUGGUAGAUUUUAUAGAGCGUAUAGCCAAACUGGGAUCUACUCACAAGGGCGUGAAAACAGUUUACUUUUCGAAUCUAAUUUCUCGAUCCGAUCGACUUAAUGAAGUUUUUAGCCAGUCAUAUGGUCGAGUACACCAUCAAACCGCUGAUGAGGAACAAGAAGCUUUACCAGUUAUCAAUUUAUAGGAAAAAAAGGGGGAAUAAGAAAUUGGUGUUCCAUCUACGAGAUUCAUACACUCAACUCCCUAAUAGUCUAGAAACAUUGGCUAAGACUUUAUGUCCGCACUUAGGUUCAAAAGGCUCAAUAGCACAUGACGAAGUUCAAGUGUCUUCUCUUCAGGAGAAUAGAGCCCAAUUGUUGGAUUAUAUGGAGCUGGAUAUCAGUCUUUUAGGUGAUGUGAUGCUUCGGGCUAAAUCAAUUUAUUGGACUAGAUACAAUGUGGAUAUCGGGGUAUGUUUGACAUUGUCAUCGCUAGCUAAAAAAAUAUAUCGAAUGAAGUAUUUGCAAAAUAUGAAUGAAAAUGAGAUUCACGAAGGGAUUUGUGGCAGCCAUCAAGGAGCCAGAACCUUAGCUAAGCGAGUCCUACGAGAUGGGUUUUAUUGGCUGGCCUACUUUGCGAGCAGAAGCGUAAUAUUUAGUGAGUCUCAGUUUGAAAAGUGCCAGUACCACAGUCGUAUGACUCACAGACCUCCGACAACCUUGACGAGUAUAGUGACCUGACCCCAUGGCCGUUGCUUUUGAACCUGGGGAGUUUGCUUUUGUACUUAAGCAAGGGAAUUUGAUGAAAGUGAUUGAGCUGACCUACUAUCUAUAGUAAGACAUGCCCUUUCCACAGGAGUGGAGGAGCUCCCACGUGAUGGUGUAGUGUGAGGCUGUUUGGAGACCCCUCUGGAACUUGACCCUAGCUCCAUUUCUUUUCCUCUUAAUAGCAAGAUUUUCUUUGUCGUAAGACGGUCGAUAUGGGUCUUUCCAUUGCAUCCACACCUCACUGGCAUAAGCUUAUUAAAUGGUUAAGGGUGAAGAUCGGGCAUGGCAAGGACUGGGCCGUAUACAUAGGUUCUUUGAGCUGCUGUAAAGCUUCUUACGAGUUCUUUUGAAACAGUUCGGUAAGCGGGCUUGCUGAUCUACCCAUACCCAGGCGCUUCUGAACCGAUAAUAUCUUAGCCUGAACUCCUUCAUUUAGUAGCCGAACAUUUCACAUUGCCUAUAUCUUCUGCCGGGUCUGGACACCCUCUGAGGCGCGAAGCGGUGAGCUCAGCUCUGAGACUUGCGCCUUUCUAGCUAAUAAAACCUCUUCGACCAAUCCCCACAUUAGAACUCCGCGUUGUGGAACUACGACAUAUGUCCCUCCCGCGUAUUCCCUAAUAGUGCUUCUCGGAAGGCCGUCUUAACUCGGAUUGUCCGUCCUUUGAGAGUAUUCCCAAUUAGGUUAGGGAUUUUUAUUGGUUGGUGAGGUAUUUUUAUCAUUCCCUUCGUAUUGCAGGAAGUAUGCUAUUACCAAUGUGUUGCUUGUACUGGAGAAAAAACCCUCAGAUCAGUUGGAUUUUUUAGAGUCACGCGUUAGGGUAGGAGUCUUUGAUCAUCUCUGAAUCAAGUAUAUAUUUUGGAAUGAAAAGAGGAUUUUCCUAGUAGAAAUCCCUUAUAUAGAGUAAGUAUAAUAUAUUAGUAGAUCGCCAUUCUUUCUAUCUAUAUCAUUUGGAGAAACUCAAGACUUUGUGAACUGGAUGACUACAGCCCCGGGGUUCCCUCACUCAAAACUCUACCAAGUGAGCUGAAUUGAGAUACUCUAUAUAGAUUUCGAAUGAGCUAAUCCGUAUAGUGAACUCAACGCCUAGUUCACUUCACUCUUUCGCUUACCAGAUGUGAACCAAGCUUCUUUUCUUUCUCCCAUAGUUCUACUAUCAGUGUUUUGCUUUGUUCUUCAAUCCAUUGAUUUCUUCUAGUUAUUAGUACAAGUAGGGCGUCUUACUUUGCUUUUCUUUCCAAGCAAGCGGACCACCUAUUCAAAGAGAUCUGACUUCUCCUACUACUACUUCUUCCUAGGUAAGCAAUUCCACUACUUCUCAAAAGCCUGACGCUCCGCGCCUCGUGCCUUUCUUCAAUCAACUCGUAGGCUCCUCGCUUGACUAUAUUUUAUUAGUGCAUAUAUUUCUAUUUUCGUAGUGAUUCAUUGCGACUCGUCCCGUUUCAUUAAGGUCAUUGGAAGGCUGCCGGAGUAGCAAACUUCUCUCAAACCAGCCCCCAGCCAGAAUUUUGAUUUACCUUAUCGCUAGUGCAAACCCAAAAUACAAUACGAUCUCAUGUACUCUUAGAAAAAUUAUAUGGUUGCAAAUAGACAACAGCUAGACUAGUGGUAGUAGUAGCAAAAGUAAUGGGUUGCUUUGAAUGAAGAAAAUAAUACGAAGCUAGGCCUCGGGAGAUGGGAGUUAUUAAGAAGAGAACGGAUGACACAAUCACCACCACUGGCUUUACCCAAAUCCCCCCCUUUGCCCUCGAGAACCACUACAAGAAUACCGCAUCUUAUGAAAAAAAAAAGAAGAUAAUUACCCACACCCCAAUCAUGAUUGAAUCGUUUCAUCAUAUCAUGAAAACAAGAAUUAAUGAUUCUCCUUCUAGGCUGAUCCCUACAAUGGCUUACCAUUACUGUGUCUUCUUUCUCUCUCUAUGGAGCACUGUUACUCUAUUAUCUUCAGAAAGGAUAGUAGAUGGAACAAGAGACUCUCGAAGAAUUUGCUAUCGAGCUCUAAGUUGAACGAUAAGUAACGAUGGGUAAAGCAAGGUAUGCAUGGGCUAGACUAAGAGAUGUAAAAGGAUUACGAGGGUUUGCUUGAGAAGGUUCUAAUAGGGGAUCGGGAUUCAGGCCCAGAAAACAAACCACUGACCGACCAGACCAAUUCAAGAAAAGAAGGACUCUUGAAUUCAAAGCAGGAUGUGGAAGCUGAAGGAAGGCCCAAUUCAUCACAGAGCAAGCUUCACCUUCUGUUUUUUCUUCAACCGAAGCACUCUGGCAUAAACGUUUGUUUAGGCCAUCCCUCCAACAAAGUCAUCAGUCAUCUGUUCUAUGAGAGGAGAAUCCCAGUCAAGCCAGAUGAUCAGCAAAGUUGUUCAGCUUGCUGUCAGGCCAAGGCACACCGGAUCCAGAGACCUAAUCUACGAUAGAAUCACUCUAGGGUUUGAUCCUCAUAAAUACACAUCGAUUCACUCAUAUCACUAUGAACGCGCGCAUAGGAAAAGGGAGAGGACAGAGCUCUCCAUUCCUUCUUUGAGAGAAGAGAUUGUUGAGAAAUCCACUGUGAGAAGGCAGGGACAGGCUAACUGGUUGGUCAAGGGCUACGACUCAGCUUAAGAAAGCAGCACACUGGACCUACAUGCGGGCCAUCUGAGAAAGAAGAAGACGCAUCUGAAAAUACGAAAUACCAAAAAGAAAGUAACUAAGAAAAGCAGUCCGCACUCCCAUCCCAGAAGCAAGUCCGAUCGGAAUUCCUACUCCUGCGUAUUGCCUCUCGCAAAGUACGAGUUUAGUCCAAGAGAUGAGGGUUCUUCCUUUCUGCCACUCCGUCCAAACCACUCACACGCUUCUUCGCUGUACUCUCUAUACUCCUGCCCCUGGUCUUUAUGCAUUAGUUUCUUCGAACCUUCUCUUUAUUCUGGGUGAAGUAGCUCUCUGGAGUACUAAUAAGGGGCUGGCUUUCCUAAGAGUUAUUUAUAAGUCAAAGUUUAAAUUAUAAGGUAAAGUAAAAGUUGUAGUCACUCUUGUGCUUGCAGACUCUUGACAAAGGUUUCUUUCCAUUGACUAGUGAGAUGACAGGGCGGGAAAUCCAGGUAGGUGAAUCACUGAAAGGAAGAUUUCUAUCACUACAAUGAAAUUUGUAAGCCCAUCUUAUUAGCUUAUGUCAUUCUUCCAAGUAAUAAGCCAGCUUUUAACGCCUAAAGUAUACCUUGAGUCUUUUUACCUAUGGGCAAGCAAGCCCUUUUUCCAUACAAAACUCAUGUUCCGUAGGACAGAAAGAAACUGACGGGAAAUACAGCACGGAUUAUAGGGAGUUAUACUGCUAUUUCUAUUCAGCCGUAGACCUUAAAUCUGAAUUGGAACCCUUAAGAGCCCCUUUUUUCAGUCUCAACUCACCCACAUCGCCAAUGGAGGAGAAGUGCUUGUGGGUGGCCAAUCCCUGGCAUGCAUUUCCACGAAAUGGAAUAGAAUGCUUAAUAGGCAGGCCCCUCCUUUCAUGUUAACAUACGUCUAAGAUUUUAAGUUCGAAUCGUUGGUGCAUAGAUUUGUAUCGCAUUUGCUAGUUAGUCUUAUGUUACCUGACCUGACAGAGCUCAGUGGCUUGCUUUAGAGAGUAGAGGAUCGCUUAAAAUAUUGCAUUUCCGCAUAGAUGGACUCAUGGGUAAUCCAAUCCCCUGACAGAAGCGGCUUCUUCUCCUUGUCAAUGACUUUAUACACCCAUUCUCACCCGUGCUUGCUGGUGAAGCUACCCUUAUGGAAUAAGUUGACAGGAAUGAUACGUGCACGCCUAACAGUAGUCGAUUCUAAUCAUUGUCUUGUACCCAACAUGCAUGAAGAAAGAGUUUAAUAGCAUUUAAAUAGUUGUACAAACACUUCGUGCCUGUGGCCUCUGGAAGCAGAUCUACGAGACGGAAAUGAAAUGAUUGAGAGAGAGAAGCCCUAGUAAUUCAAUGUGACCAGCCAGCACCUAUUGGUUGGGAUUACUCAAGGUAUACCAAAAAGGUUGAGUGUCUCCUCGCCAUUCAUUUUGGAAUGCCAUCUAGGCGAGCAAUAGUUCUCCGUUUCCUUCGUAAUAUUUGGCCGAACCCUGAAAGAAAUAUAUAGGGCCCAAAAUCAUAAGAUUCUCUGGAAUCUCCACUGUUGCCUGACCCGAGCAAGUAGUAAGCAACUGUAGCGAGCACUGACUAGUUUCAGAGAGUCACUGCUUUUCUUCCUUGGAUUGGAAUACGCGUUCCAACUUACUGAGCUACUGGACAAAGAGGAGUAUAUACCCGGUCCAGGAAAGCUAGGGAUAGUUGUUGAUGCAAGGGAAAAACAAAAUAGCACAUCUGUUUGCUUGGCUGUCCCAACAAAUUACCUGCUCUUGACUGAGCUGACUGUUCGUUUCACUAGUCCUGUAGCAACUGAGCCACCAGCCCAUUUCGCUCCAACUUUCCUUGGUGCAUAUCAAGCUGUCCCUAGGCAUUCCACUGUCUCGCCUGCCUUGGAACCUGCUUAACUAACUACUGCUGAGCCAACUAGUGCCUUCCUUAUCACCAGAAAAAGCUACUUGUUAUAGUCGUUCAUGUAGCACUGUGCUACCAUUCCUUUCUACCCAACUAAACUAGUCAUUUACUCAACACACCGGUUCAAUAUAAAAAUCCCGAUGAGUAAGUUAAUUCACUGGGUCCACUAAGUCUUUCAAUGAACUCGCAUAAAUAAACUAUUCGAAGAACUCAGUCCAGUCCAAUAAGUAGAUUAACUUGAAAGUAAAAGAACUCCAACCUGGAAGUACACGCAUCAAGUAAGUAGCAGCAGCUGAAUGACCUGGAACCCGCAUCAAAGCCAGCCAGGUACGAGAUUCACUCUCCCGAGCCUCCUCUUUAUUCAGAAAUGAAACCAAGCCAUCUGAUCUAACCUUAGGAAGGCGGUAUGGAUUGACUAUAACUAACCAAAGCCAGUGAGUGGGAUCUCAUUGGUAGCCUAGCCUGGGAUAAGCAAGGAGCGCGCAUCACAAUCCAUAUGAGGGUGGAGUCGUUGGUUCGAACCCAACUUGUAUAUUCUAUAUAUAUAGGAAAGAGGAAUCUCUAGAAAGAAAAAGAAGUCUCUUAGUAGAGAAGAUAGAGAUUUUCUCUAUUGAUGUGAGCCUAUAUAGUUGAAGAGAUUGAAGGCUACCCACAAAUCUCAUAUAUAGACGAGUGGAAUUCACAAAGUCACUUCGCUUCACUUUACUUCAAAGUCUAUUGAUCGAAGUAAUGCGGUUCACAUCCUCAUCUUCGGGUUGGUUGCAUAUUUUUUUCCUGUGUCCACCAGGAGUUCUCGCUACCCUUGGUGUGUGUCUUGGUGGCAAAGAAUGCAUUCAUAUAGUUGAUGUCUUUUUGGGGAGAGGUGAGAUCCCUGUUUUUUUGUAGGCUUGGUCUGAGUGAGUCUGAGUUUGAAGAGUAAGCACUCUCACUUUCAAAUAAGAAAUAAGCCAAGCACAGUUGGAAAUUCUCAAUCUCUUUCUGCACUUUCACACAACAUAAAAUUGUGAAAAACGCUGAAGAAACAAUGCACUCCACUUAUGCUGAUUCAAACAUGCUAACAAGAAAGCAAACCCGAAGCGAGGUGAAAUAGGAUAGGGAGUUGGAGCUUUCAUCAACCCGGAACGAUAGUGGAGGAGAGCCCGGAUCCAGAGUUUGAUGGAAGGAGGAAAGGGUGAAUUCAACCGGUCUUUUAAUGCCAUCGUUCCUAAAUGUUAAUCCUCAUGCUGUCUACGAUCUGCUCAGAGUUGAAUUCAAGAGAUAGGAAUAUAAGACAAAGUUUAGAUUGACCGAUCUUGUAGAUAGAUUGGAUAAGAAGAUCCAACAAGCUCGCCAUGAGCAAUUAGUUCUCAAACUAGCCACCGCCUACGAGGGGUAUGUGUUAUACUCCCCCUCCUGACUUGAGCUGUUAUAAGAAAGGGACAGGAUCUUGCUCCAUAAGUAUGAGGAGAGUCGGUACAGUAGGCUCAUACACCAAUGCUUUUUCCCUACAACCGGAUCCUAGAGGAAAACCUAAUGCACAAUAGGUAGCUCUUAACUUCGUCUGGUUAUGCCCAUAAGUCAUCAUGAAUGCGAUAAUGCCCAAGAGUUCACGUAAAAAACUAGGCUCUAAGGUUAGGAUAAGAGCACUCUAAUCUAGUCUAGGUAGAUGAGGGAGAUCCACCUAAGCCCACCGUCUAUAAAGAAGCACACGAUCUAAUCUAGUCUUAUUGUUAGUCUCUCUAUAAAGAUGAUCCAUCACCUAAAGGGCGGACUCUGGACAGAAACUGAGGAUUUGCUAUAGGAAAGACCCUACCCUAUAAGUUAAGACAAUAUGCUACAUUCUAUGAUAUCCUAUUCAAUCCCCCGGUUAGCAUGCGAUGCUCGUCGUGCUAAUAAAUCCUCUCUUCUUAAAGCCCAACCCAAGUAGGACAAAGAAAUGCAAGUAAAUACCCUCGAUUCAUUCCUUUUAUGCGAGUGGGAAAGCUAGCUAGAAAUCAAUGACAAGGAGUAGAGCCUAGAGCAAAAGGGCCAGGCGUCAGGUUAGUUAAAGCAAGAAAGUCAAUGCUGGUGCUCGCUUAUUCAAUCCUUUUUUCUCUCCUCCUUUGUGCUAAUCACUAGUGCUAAGAACUAGGUCAAAAGGAAAGUCAGCCCUUAAUACGGAGUUUUCUACUUGUUCUUACUUGUGUUAGUGAAGCCUGAUAGUUCAACUUGCCUGUCCAAAGUCAAUCUAUGAAAAGUCUUCCUUAUAGGCGCACCCAGCUGUAAGAGAGUAGAAGCAAUCGGAGUAAAUAAAUCCCAUAGUGAAAUGAGCGUUAGAUGUUGACUAGACAAAACUAGCUAAUACAUGUAGUAGGGUAACUUUGCCUUUUUUCUCGGUUAUGUGAAAAGGUAGAAAACUCGCUACACUUUAUAGGAAAUGAACUACUCUUAAUGCAAGCUAGUCAAGCUGGAUGAGUUGUUAGGAAUGGCUCAACCCAGGCAGCGCUAACCCUGUCUUUCCCAAAAAGUAUCGUCUUUCCCUAGGGAGGACAAAGAUUAACCAAUAGUAGUCCCGAGGAUUGUAUGAGCAAGGUCCGAACUGUUUCUAUUAGUAGCAACAUGAGGAGCCCCGAAGGGAGAAUAAGAAAGAUUAACCGACGCCGCGUUUUCAGAAGAAGCAAUUGGAUAAGAAUCAUACGCUGUGAAUGAGCAGACGAAUCGACCGAGGGCUUACACACAAGAACAGAACCUAACUCUACUUCUUUUUCCUCCUCUCCUCUUUACUGCCCCCGCUAUCAACAGGUCAGUAAAUAAAUAUAUGUAGUGGAGAAAGAAGAGUAGCCCCCCAGGUCAUCAAUUAGUAAUAGAAUAAUCCCAUCCCAGUAGUAGUCCUCUUGCCAACAAGAUUUGAUCUACUUAGACUAACGGAAACCAUGGCCUAGUUCCUCGAGUAGUUACUCGUUCUAAACUAAAUACGUUCGUAGCAGUAGCUGAAGAAGAAAGAGAUCACUAGAAUUCCCAAGGAAAUCUACAUUACUUGGCCGAGGAAGAACUAGAGUUGGCAAGGUUGACCUCAGCUCUGAGAAAUAAGAAAUCCGGCACCUAUUGAUUGAGCUCCAUCUAACAUAUCGAUAUCGAGACAUUUUCACGCUUUUGAUUUCUUUGCUGCUCUUUCCUCUAUUGCGGCGCAUGGAUAGGAUAGGCGGCUAGGAAUAAGUGAUUUUAAACCUGAGGCAGAAGACGAAGCUACCGACUCCAAUGUUGAUGCACAUUAACUAGGAGUUUUUGAGAUCAAGCAAUCAAUCCUCGCCUCGAACUGGUAUAAAGGAAGAAGCUGGUGGUGCAGGUUUGUAUCAAGUCAGAUGUAGAAUAUUUACUUUACAUAAAUGGGUUGCCCAAGGGAUACGAUUUCCGGAGUUCAGGAAUAAAAACUAGUUCGAUUCAAGGAAGAAGUUAGAAGCGGGUGGAAAAGAAUCCCGUGCCGGUUUACGUUCGCAUACAGUCGCAGGUGCGGAAGAAGUAGAAGCAAGGUCAAUUCCAGGCAGAACGUCAUUCGAUGCUAUUUCGAUUCAAGCAGAACUAGACCCGGCCACAAUAGUAGUUGAAGUAUUAGCACUCAGAAAAAUCAUAAGUAGAAUCGGGCAUGAAGAAAUGCUUUGGUUGAACCAGGCCUAUUAGCAUAUGCAUUAGCAGAUCUUCUCACUCUAGCGAUUUCAAGCGGACCCAUCUCCCUUGCAAAGCGUUAGCGCUAGCCAGGUCAAUAUCAAUAGUUCAUCUCUAUUGGUCUUACUUCACCCAGCUUCCAUAUCCAACUCAGACGUAGCUGCCUUCUGGCACUUUUUGAACUAUAUCCCAUGACUUGACCUUGCCCGAAGUCAACAAUCAAAGGUCAGAAUGAAACCGUAUCCACCCACACAAGAAACUUGCCCUGAAACUUAAACCGGCAGAACCGACUAUGGUUAGAGCUGGAUCUUGAUCUUCCUCGAGAAAAGCACUGAUCAAACCUGGAAUGCCUUACUAGCAGGAAUGAAAAGGUAUGUAUGAACCAACAAAGGUCAAGUUUAUAUAUAUUAGACAAGAUUUAACCUUCCUUCACCGUGGCUUACUUGGAUGGGAAAGUCGUAGAUACGCGUUCUAUUCUAGUCUAGAAUAGGAUCCAUGUAUAAACCAACAGUCCUAGAUGGACACGAAAAGUAAGGUGAUGAACGAACUUCAGAAUACAAUAAACAGAAUCAAAACAAGCAAGAGAACUCUUAAAAGAAAGAAAUCUACUGCUCUAUCAUUGACAGAUAUCUUUUAGUCUAUAGCCCGCCCUACCUAGGGGGAACUCACACUCGCUAGAAGGCAAAAGCACUUGAAACAGUAGUGAGGUAAGAAAUAAAACUACUCGCUUAUUCUCAAUAUGCCUGCUCUUCGAAUUCAAAACUCCUCAGCUAUACCCCUUUCUACAUAUGUAUAUAUGAAAAAGACAGCAGCUAUACAAAGCUUUAUCUCGCCACUUGAUAACUCGUUUGCUUCUGGCUUGGCUGUCUUACUGGAUUUCAUCUAUCCUUAGCUUACUGGCCUAAGAUGUAUAUGCUUGGAAUAUUCGUAAUCUCCCUCGUGGUUACGUUUUAUUAUCUUAGAAGGAGUUGCAACCUACAAGGCCUAUAACGCCGGCCGUAUCAGAUCUUUCCAUUGCCCUAUGGUCACUUGCUUAAAAACUGAAAAGAGACAGACUAAAAAAGAGACUGAACUUCACUUAGGCUUUCUCGCAAGCUUAUUAGAGCAUUGAAUUGACCUCUACUAAUCAAUGAGUAAGAUGGCUUGGAUUCUACUAAAUCCAAAUCCAAAUAAAAAGAAUGCUGGCUAGGGUGACGCUCGUGCUUCUUUCGAGUAAGGCAAACUGAGUAAGGGGUCGUGUUAUUAAGUAAAUUUCUUAGCUAUAAGCCUGGCCUUUCACUUUUAUUAGUACCCCUUUUUCCAACCUUUUCCAUUCCAUAUCUCACCAGUCUUCUUUCCCUGGGUUGUUCUUGAAACGCGUAUUAAGUACUUCCCUCCACAAGUCGAUCACACCAGAUCACAAAAGUAGGAAAGACCGGGUAUCAGAACUUAAAACUCAUAAACGUAAACUUUUCUCUUUAAUAGCUUCAGUACUCAUUCAUGCCUAUUGGCAAUAAUAUGUUUCAUCAUAAGAAUACCGUGAAACCUAGACAUAUUAAAAAAGUCCAUAACUGGGAUCUUCUCCACUCUCAUAGUUGCAACCAUGAAGCCCCACAAUUUAUUGAGUAGCGAAUGACUGAACAUCAGUCAUGUUUGAAUCAUGGAAUCGUAGAAUCAACGCAAUGAUGUGCUUCAUACUGGAAUCUCCUACUACAGCUGGACAGGUUGCGGGGUCUGCGGCUCCCAUUUCGGGGCACUAUUGCGGACCUCUAUUGGUCCCCUAACUUUUGCGGAGAAUCAAGAUCUAACACCUCAUUUCUUUUAUUUCUCUAUGAUAUUUUGGAAAGAGAUAGAUCCGGCACUGCACAAUCCUCUGGCCUUGGCCUCCCCGCAACCGGUCAUCUCUUCUUUUCAUGGAAUUGCUUGCCCAGCUGGAAAUGCAGUCAAUCAGGUCUCUCUGCGCCAGGAAAUGGUCCUCGAGUGCAAGGGCAGAAGGGAUCCAGAAGUAUGGUCGAGCAGAGACAUACCUUAUCUAAACUGGGUCUGGCUCCGGUUUCAUCCUGUUAUUAGUUCUCAGGAGUUGGGAGAAGAGAAGCAAUGACUAGAUUGGUGGUUCCUAUGUUUCCUUUCUGCCUUUCAGCCUCUCCCGGCGGGGCGAGCCGGCGCAUCCUUUCCGCUUUCUAUUCUAGAAAGGGGUUUCUAUCACGACUGAUCCGCAGUUCGAUGUCUUUAGCCUGACCCGAAACACCACUCCCGCGAGUAGAAAGAAAGAGAGAUGAUCUACUUGCAACUUGCUACUGCUGGUACCUUGCAAUCGUAUCCCGGCACCUUUAAAGCACUUUCCGGUGUCUUUCGCUCAGUUGCUAGCCCUGAGCUGCCUUGCCCAACUAAUACUAAUGCACUAGCAUCUACGGACGUUCUGCCUUGAUUUGACAUAGAUAAAUAGGAUGAAAUGGGCCCAAGGGAAAGCAUUCUUUUACUUCAUGGCCUGGCACUAUGCAGGAUUCGAUCUCUUUUCUCGUAGGAGGAUCUUCCGCUUCAUCUAUAGAUUCGUUUUCUCGUUGAACUCUUGCUUGAAAGCAAACAUGAUAUAGUGAUAUAGGCCCGGGGCCAAUGGGAAUCUCUUUUUCUCUUAGGCAAAGCAAAGCAAAUAGAAGUGAAGUAAAGCUUUCUCGAUUCGAUAUAGAAUAGAAUAGUGACGAGAAAGGGCAACUAGAUCACAGGAUGGGGCAUGAAAGCAUUGGAUUUGAGCUUUUAAAGAAGAAUUCAUUCGAUCAGUGCGGGUUCACUGCCUUGCUUGAAGCCAAUCUCUAUAAGGGAGAUGCAAAUACUUCAUUCUUCCAUAGUGCUGCCAAUGGAAGACACAGAAAAUGUCAUAUUGCUUGCUUCUUUGAAAUAAAUACUUAAGAAGCUUGUUUUUUAGUGAAGAUCAAAGGAAGUCACUAGAAGAUACUUUCUGGCACUUCUUUCAACUGGCUAAGAUAUUCCCAUAAGCGGCGCUUGCAUAUUAUGCUCUACUUUCCCCUUCCUUCAACCUUGCAUUUUGAUUUAGAAACAUUGGCUCAUUUAGAUUUAGUUAGAUCUGAGGCCGGCAUAGGCUGCAAGAGAUGUGCCGCAUAAGCUGAAGUAUCUAAAUAAGAUAGGCACCUGGAUCUGGAAACCUGACAAGCUCCAUGACUCCAGUCAUCCUAGCAUCAAGUACUGUAGAUACUGGUGUGAAAAACCUUCUAUGUCGUCAACAACUAUCAUAAUUAACCCAAGAACCAGUUUGCAGCCAGUACCAGUACCUGUAAUGGAGUGGAGUCAUACCCAAACUUUAGGAGCCACAACCCACCAUUUUCCCUUCCUUGCUUAUGGUUUGGGAAUGGUAUCUCCUUGAACAAGGUAGCUGUGUCACAUAUAUUCCGUUAAUGGGAUGGAUUUUCUGCUUUCGGAUGGUGUGAUUUCAACGUUGAGUACCUACUAAGAGUUAGUUCUCGAUGGGCAAUAAAUCAUAUUGAUGAAAAAUCACCAAGGAGCAUGAAACAAAACACAUAACUUACGUACCCAUUGUACUUAGAGCCAAUAAACUACCAAGAAUCUUCUGUCUCAACCACUUUCUUAUUGUCUUUACAUCGAUUUCUAAAUAUAGGAAGGGAAAGUAACGGAGAGCAAGCAAAAGAAAUAAAUCUAUCAACGACCGACUUCGGACUAGAAUCUAGAAACAUACCUAAGGGAAGAAAGCAUAUUUGAGGUUUACUCCUUCCAUGUCUAGUAGGAGUGCGUGCUUCUUAUCUUGACGCUAUACAUUCGGUUCAGUCAGUCCCUGAGACUUCCCAAGGUAAUCUUACCAAACAAGCAACGGAUUGAGCAACUAGCGCGAAAGCCGUUGCGCGUUAGCGCAUUCUCCACCACAUCUUGCUUGGCUUGCUGAAUCAGCAUAUGGAUAUGGAUUACUUCAUUGAAUUUCUUGGCCCGAGCUCUUGUGAUUGGUCUACUUGGCAGGUGGAAUGGAUCCUUAGCAGGUUCAUGUGUUCCUUGUUUACGUAGCUCUUCUGUUGGAUCACGUAGCCCCUCCGUUGGAUUACGUUGCUCUGCCCUUGGAUUACUUGAGUCAUUUCUUGGUUUACUUGGCUGCUCCGCAACAUGCUGGUUCCUUUUGUCAUAAUACCUAACGGCUGUGGGCAGAAUGAAUGAAAAAGCAGAUGAAAGACACUAUACAUACCAAUAGAAUGAUAAAUUUAGAAUAAAGCUAGGUGACGUCACGGCAUUUGAGAACCAAUUGCUUCUUUUGCUUUUCACCAACCUUCAUGUACAAUCUUAUUUCGUAUUGGAGUACAGCCUAUCGUAGGCCCAGCAAAGGCAAGACGGAAAGCAAGCAUUAAGUGAAGAAGCAAGGUCCAAACAAAGUAGUGAAAGAUUUACAUUGAAAAGCUUCUCCAUGUCUAUAUCUGUCCGAUGGACCAAGCAAGUUCAAAGGAAACGGCUUCUCUACUGCAUAAAAAAACCAAUCCAAUGAAAAGGUUAACGAUUCCUAUAAAUUGAGAAAGAAGCAUGUUCUUCAUGCCCAAAAGCGGAUAAAGUAGAUGGAACCUGUUCUCUAACCUUCUUUUUGUAGCAGAUACUGCAUAAAGUUUACCUGCCUUGUAAGGCUUUUGUAGGAUUAAUCAAAUUUUCUUUUUAUCGUUCUAUCUCAGAGUAUCCAUUCAUUCGAUCUUGCUAUCCGCUCUCAAUUGAAUCCCUUCUCUGUUGUCGACAGGUGUGUCCGCAUCAGGACCAGAAUCACGGUCUAGUACCUCCGUACUCGCUCCUACUUUAUUAAUUAGGAAGUGAAGUAGCCCCGUCUUAUUUUCUCGAAAUGCGUAGAUCAAUGCUAAUGAUGUGAUUACUGCCUGGAUUCUUGUCAAGGGAAAUAGAAAAACACGACUUUUGCCAUAUAGCGAGAUGGACUUUUGACUACGGCAAUCUACUGGACCGAGGGAAAACCUUCCUCCUUUGUCAACAGUGAGUAGAGGCAGGCUAUUGGUUGGUUCGAAUCAAGCUGUCUUUCUAUCUCUGGCUCUGGAAUUGACCUAGCAUCUACAGACGUUCUGCCUGGAACAUAGAAUAACGUUCUUCCCUUUCCGAUUCCGAUCUUCACUAGGCGUGAGAACUCUUAGGUAAGCUGCAGAGCAGCAGAAGUGAGAAUUGGAUUGCUUUGGAACUCUCCAAUAGCGUUUUCUUUGCUGGCUUCGUAAUGGAUUGAGGAGCCUAUUUGCCUAAGCGAAUCCCAUUCACUGAGAUAGCGCUGCGCUGGCUUUCAAAUGGAUCAAAUCUUCCCCCUUUCUCUCGAGGUCAAAUCAGCUAUCAUCCAAACGGGGUUUCUGACGAAGAUGCUUUCUUUCGUAUCGGUCGUAUCAGGAAGUGAGAACAGAACUCUUAUAUUAUACGAGUGAUUUCUAUUCUAGCUGGCACUUCUACUUCGGGUAACCUAUUACAAGGAAUGUUUUCCUGGCCCCACUAACUAUGAAAUUCUUCGAUUCUCAUCUCAUAAGAUCUGCCGGUUCGCGCCGCACUCUUGCUUGAAACUCUACUUUCGACUCUCUAGAUGACCCUGACACAGAAGCCGAUUCUUCUUUCGCUUUCAGAACUACUUUGGAGCAGCUACCACUGAUUCCGGUGAGGUUGGAGGUGCGAACUCAAUAAAAUAAUUGGAGUUGGCCAUCGGAAAGUUCUAUUUGGCAAGCAGAUAGGACAGUCAAGGUGCCGGGAUACGAUUGCAAGGUACCAACAGCAGCUUCUGUUCGUGGAUACGCCGGUGGAAGGUCAGCAGUGCCAGUCAAGGGGUUCUCGUCCUUUGGGCAAGCUUUGUUGAGAUGUUCGUGGAGCAGUCUUUCGUUUCAGGAAGCAGGUCAAGCAUCGGAUUAAAGUAGCGGGGGAGAUUUGAGAAAUCGAUUUGCAGAACAGGACGGAAUAGGCAUUCUAGAGAAUAGCCCCGCUUUUCUUAUGCAUAUGCAUGUGCCAGACUUUCUCUUUUAAGAAAAACCCUUUUUCUCUUUCUUUUCCUUCCUCCGAACAAGUCAUCUUCCUCAUCCGAAUGAGAAUUUACUGAUUGCCAAACCACCUAAUUAUCUCUAUGAAGGACGCAUGCUCACACAUAAUGGGAAUUGCAUAUCCUUGGGUUUUUUGGAGAAGAGUCGCAACUCGAAAGAGCCAAGAAGGGGAGAGAGAGGAUGCGCUAAAAUAAGGUAGACCGGACGGGAGAGAGAAGCGCCAUACUCGCAUUAGAGAAUCAAGUCAGGAGAGGGAAGUAGACGACAAUCAUGAAAUCGAUAUGCGGGAGAAUACACAAAAGAUAGGCAAUAUACUCCACCUAGUCGUUCUGUUUCGAAAGUAGGAGAAGCUAUCACUUUCACUCAAGUCACUCUAAGUCUAAGGAAGGGUUAUAGCCAUAUCUGUUUAAGGAUCUGUCUUAAAUGAGACCUAAUCCCAGCCCCCUUUUGAACAUACAUUGUUGGAUUCUUCUUCUAAUGAUUGGGAGAACCCACGCCACACUAAUGAAUGACCUCUUUAGAUUAGAAGAAAUAGAGGAACAUGCGUCUUCGAACGAUGCAGUCUCACUACGACCUGGAAAUUCUCUUAUUCCCCUAUCCAAAAAGGGAGUCAUGAUGCCAAUGAACCCCAACCCUGCCACACGCGAAACACACAGCGAUCUAAAUGCAAAGAAGAUAUGAUAUAUAUGGGCUUUUGGAUUUUCAAAGAAAGCAUGUUGUUGUUCUCCGAACUCUUCCCUCGAAGAACUUUCGAUAUUCGCGCGCCCUCAUCCACGUCUUAAAUAUUGGAAUAAACCAGCGCAUUGAUUUUCUAUUUAUCAUAACUUGGGCUUACCACUGGGAAUUCACCAUUUCUCCAUACAAUACAGCUUUGAACUUCACUGAAAUUACAAAUCGAUUCCUGGCUCGAGUAGAGUCUAUGACAUCAAAUGAAAAGAGAAUCCUAGGUUGUUUCAUAGGCAAGACAAUCAAAGCUCUUUUAUUCUAUGAAUUAUACCUCAUUGGGUCUGAAUCUGUUCUGUAGACUAGCCCCGUCAAUCCUUUGCUAAAUAGUCUUUCUUCAGUCGCCGAUGUCACCUUUGGUACCGGAAAUCCUAUAUGACCAUCGUUGCUGCGAAUGGUUCUCUUGGGGCGGCCCACCUAGAACUAACUCCCUUGAGUCCUUGACUACAUGAAAUGGGGGGUCUGACUGGCAGGAAAAGAAUCGAAUGGACGGAAGAGCACUGUAGCAGAGCAUAGAGAUCCGAAGCAAUGCAUUCAGCAAGAUAUCAUGGAUUGUCGCGAAAAGCUAGGAUGGAAACUGGUUAUUGGCUAUGGCCCAAGCUAUUGUCUUGCAGUGGAGGCGAAGCAAGCAUACUCAUCAUUGAGGUCCCACCUGUCUUUGUUCUGCCUUCCUAUAUGCUUUUCACAGUCUCGUGAGGGAAGCUUGGCAAGCUAGCAAAUGCUGGGUGGGGAGGAGAUAUCGGCGAUCAAGAAACAUAUAGCCGGUUAGGUGUGACUUAUGUGCAGAGUGCCUUAGUUCAAUAAACUACAGCAGAAAAGCUCAUUUCUUCCAGCAUCAUUUCUUCUGUAAUUAGAUUAGAAUGGAAGCACAAAAUUCACUGUGCUAGCAUGGUACUGUCACAAAUCAGUGCUGUGAAUUUCUUUGUACUACGGAGUGGAGUGCUUUAAUCCACUCGAUUCCCUUGGGGAAGCAGAGGAGUAUUCAGUGCAACUGUACCCGCAACCGAGCUAUCUGAAAUUGCUAACUCACCUCUGUCUCUUGAUACGACUAUUAUUGAGGGGAGGGAGAGUCCAUUCAUUUGCCCAUCCUGGAUAACGGGUAGAGAUCCUAGCGGUGAAUAAUAAGAAGCCUUUGGAUUUCAUCUAAGCUGUUGACUCCCAGUAUGGGAUGGGAAGACUGUGCCUAUCUAUGGCCUCUCUUUGUUAACGCCUUAACCUCGUUGCAGGUAUUCCGUAAAAUGAAGUCAUCUAUUAUUAGGUAGCAAUUCAGGAGCCUUUCCUGUACUUGAAGGCGGAUUAGCAAGGGAAUGAAUCUGAUGAAGCUGUUCCUCCGCUAGAAUAAGGGGGGCAUGAUCGCUGAUGCAGAAAAUCUCUCCCGGGGUGAGACCCAAUAACGAAAAUCCAUGAAGCAGUGAAAAUAUAGCCUGGUUAGAGUGCCCUCCCUCUCCUUUAAUUUGUCAUAGUUUGUUUGAUUUAUCAAUGCGAAGAGUGAAUCAAAAAAUUGAACUAGUGCGCUAAGUACGUUGCUACAGACCGGAAUGGAGAAUGGCAAUAGCAUUUGGAAGGGAGUGUUUCUAUUUCAAUAAUUAGACAACAGCCGUCAGUCAAAAUACUGAUAUCCCCCUCGUUCACUUAAGUGGUAAGAAAUGCUUUAGGUGAACAUGCAUGCAGCAAUAAUUAUGUCUUAUUCAAUUGUUAUUGAUUCCUACUCCGUACUUGACUAUGAGAUAGAGGAAGGAUCUUAUAAUUGCUUAUAUAAGCGAAUUCAAAAUUCUAAGACAUAGGUUUCAUUAUGCGGGGCGUAGCGAAAGCAUUCAACCUUCUAGGACUAAGCCUAAGGCCUAUGGUCCCUCAAAAAAGAGAGAUCAAUCGUUCCUUACUUUACUGCAAGAAAGAACACAUUGAAAGCUACAAGCCCUUACACCAGGGAUGAAGUAGCUGCUUCGAUAGGACCAGGGACACUACCAGACUGAGUUGAGUCUGACACUAGGGAACUUGGAUUCAUAGUACGUGCUCUACGCGAUACACAGACAGAUAGAAUAGCCGGAGUACGGUAGGAAUGGACUGCUGCCAAGCGAGUGGAUUUAUGAACGAGCCAUUCAUUUCAUUUAAGUAGAACCGCCCCUUCUACGCCGCCUACUUACUUAAUAAUCAAUUGCUCGAGCACUUAUUUAUCUUUAUUUCAAGUAAUUUACUGUCUGCUUCGACUGCCCUCAAUUCAUUGAUUCGUAUUGCUUUCACUACUCCUACUGAUGACUUCGUGACUUUCCUCCUUCUAGGUGCUUCAAAUCUACGUUAUCAAUACGGAAGAGGGCCACCUUACAUGAAGCCCGCCCACCUUACGGGAAUGGUAGUAGGGUUGUCGAACCGUCGUAGUGAGCGGGGUGUGUUGACAGCUUUCACACGGGCAGGACUACGUGUUAAAGUCGAUGGCGAAGAAGAAGACAGGGCUUAUCGGGAAGAGGGGGUAGUAUGAGUAGGAGGUUUGAUUGAUUUCAUUCCUGAGUCUUCUUUCUUGCAUUCCAUCGUUACUUGCGGUGCAAUCUGGAAGUCUCAAAGCGAGAACUGAUUUCACUUCUUCCACUGAAUCCCAGGCUUGAGGGCUUCACCCAUUUUAUAACCCCGCGGUAAAUUAUUACUUUAUCAGUUUCUGUGCUCAUGAGAACUAACAACAGAUCGUCACCAGCGUCUGCAAGUACACAAAGGAACUGCUGAGUUAUGUAAAAGCCGGUUUCAUCCCUUGGUCAUUAUGGGGCAGUGUCAUAGUCUACACUGAGAACAGUGAAUUUCAUCUCAGGAACGAGAUCUAUAGUGGCAAGGCGGUAACCGCACAGCAUAAAGAACUCCCUAAGAGCAUGGAGUGAAUAUCCUACUCAUCAUCCUUGAAUUAGUAGCCAGCCCAAGCAUUGCCGUGUACUUUGCAAUAUCCGAAUGUGGGUCCGUUCAGUUGGAACACGACUUCAAAGCCUUCUGACGAAGGUGGAGAUAAGAUUACCCGAAUGAUAUAACGCGGAUAAAUAAAAGGAAUGAAGUUGGGAUCAGAAAUUAGUUGCAUUGGUGGUGUGGGUAACCAAAGCUGGGUGCGCGUAAAGAUAUUGGUAAGGACAAUCUCAUGCGUGGCAUCUGAUGCAGUGAUAAGGAACUCAUUUGAGGUGAGGAGAUUUCCGAGUUGAUCCAACUGUCCUAUCUUUCAAUUCGCUUAUUGAAUUUGUGGGCAAGGACGCAUAUCUUCAGCUGAGGAAAUCUUCAGUGGGCUAAGAGAUCCAGGGUUAAUCCCUGAUGUGGUCACAUAUAGAAUAUGAAAAUAUCAGGAUGCUGCGGCGAUUCCGCUAGAGCUUUUGAGCUGCAUGAAGAAAUGUCAAGUUGCUCCUCAGAAAAUUAGUAGAAUAGUUUCAUUGGCCUUCGUCAAUGGGACAAACGCUCCAGUGUAUGCGUUACAGUUACUGGGAAGCUAGCAUUUUUGCUUGUCAUGGAAUCAAGUCUAUUUGUUCGAAUGUUCUUUUUUUGGAAAAACCAACCACAAAAAAAGUCUCCCUUUCUCUUGGAGCAGAGCUUCAUCAUAAAAGUGGAGAGUCACAAUGAGAUUUAGUGGAAUGGAUAUGAAGGGUAUAAAUAUGCUAUUUGCUGCUAUUCCAUCUAUUUGUGCAUCAAGUCCGAAGAAGAUCUCAAUCUAUAAUGAAGAAAUGAUAGUAGCUCGUUGUUUUAUAGGCUUUCUCAUAUUAAGUCGGAAGAGUUUAGGUAAGACUUUCAAAGAAACUCUCGACGGGAGAAUCGAGUCUAUUCAGGAAUCAUUGCAGCAAUUCUUCAAUCCUAACGAAGUCAUUCUGGAGGAAUCCAAUGAACAACAACGAUUACUUAAUCUACGGAUCAGCUUGCGAAUUUGCAGCACCGUAAAAGUAGUAGAAUCAUUACCAGCGGCACGCUGUGCGCCUAAGUGCGAAAAGACAGUGCAAGCUUUGUUAUGCCGAAACCUAAAUGUCAAGUCAGCAACACUUCUAAAUGCCACUUCUUCCCGUCGCAUCCGUCUUCAGGACGAUAUAGUCACAGGUUUUCACUUUUCAGUGAGUGAAAGAUUAGUAUCCGGGUCUACAACUUUGGUAGAAGCUUCUACCGUAGAACAAAUUCGAGAGGCCUUCUUAUUAGAACCCAGAGACCUAAUUCGAGAAGGCUUUAUAGUCCUCAGAAAGGUGAGGGUGGGGGGUAUCCCCGGGACCUGUGGAGACGGGGUGGGCCUGUAGCUCUGAGGAUUAGAGCACGUGGCUACGAACCACGGUGUCGGGGGUUCGAAUCCACUUCUGAGCGGGCUGGCGGCUCCACCGGGAGCGAGCCUACUGAAGGAAAGUUUUAUUGUUGAACUUCUUAUCCAAUAUUUAUCUUUUGUUUGGAAAAACCAAACCCACAAUCUUUAAGUCUCCCUUUCUCUUUUGGGAGCAGAGCUUCAAAAUCAAUCAAUCUUUUCCAUGAUCGAGUUUCUUCAUUAUGUGUACCAGACAGCGACGGAUAAUGCUAAGUUUUUUUCUAUAUUACUGAGUAUAAGUGUCGUUGCCUCUAUCUACCUACUACAAAUACUCCGCAAUUAUGUGCGGAUUCUAAAAUUAGUGGAGGAAAAUAAUAGAAAAGAGGGUAAACUGUUGGGGCUCUGCGUGGUACAUGAGUUUACCUACUCAUGGAGAAGAGGAGUCACCCUAAGACCCAUUCAUUUUGGCUCGAAAGAGCAAAAGUGCGGAGUAAAAGAAAAAGAAUCGGAAGGAGAAGUGUGAUAAGCUUUGAAUGGGAUGGAUAGUCAAGAAAAAAGGCACCUAAUCUUUACCGUCUCCACUGAGAUUUCAGACCAGAAAGGAGUAGACUCUAGUUUCAAUUGCGUAUAGAAAGAGAUUCGUCUUGUAAGAGCGAGCAGGUUGAAGCGCUUAGGCUACUUCAGCUAUAUGCUUAACACAUGCAAAUCUAACGAAGUGCUCCUGGACGA
Molecule: messenger RNA, 25066 nt
Organism: Zea mays
Lineage: Eukaryota; Viridiplantae; Streptophyta; Magnoliopsida; Poales; Poaceae
Product: ribosomal protein S3, mitochondrial
Exons: 1
Coding region: 28-1752 (574 amino acids)
Biological process (GO): translation
Molecular function (GO): structural constituent of ribosome; RNA binding
Source: RefSeq, a predicted model, not a curated record